Molecule: messenger RNA, 1534 nt
Organism: Girardinichthys multiradiatus
Lineage: Eukaryota; Metazoa; Chordata; Actinopteri; Cyprinodontiformes; Goodeidae
Gene: nhej1
Product: nonhomologous end-joining factor 1
Exons: 9
Coding region: 331-1287 (318 amino acids)
Biological process (GO): double-strand break repair via nonhomologous end joining
Cellular component (GO): nucleus; DNA ligase IV complex
Molecular function (GO): DNA end binding
Source: RefSeq, a predicted model, not a curated record
UGUCGGUGGGGGAAUUUGUCAAAAACAACCGACUAAUGAGCUGCUGUUCUUAGAAACUUUAGUCUUUUAUAAAGGAAUAAUCUUGUUUUUACAUGUUUAUUAAACUAUUUUAAUGUGUUAUUAGCAGUUUUAGCAGAAUAAGUACUUAGGUGUGUUUAAUUAUUUUUAAAAACAUAUAACAGCUAACAUUAGCUCUCGUAUUUUAUAAAGGACCUGUUACUGCGGUCUGCCCCGCCGUGCAGGCAGGCGGUGAUGUGGCCUGGCUCUAACUGACCUCAGAGCAGCUUUGGAGACAAAUUCCUCAGAGUGUCUGCUUGCCCGUCUGCUGUGAUGAAUCCCAGAACUGAUCCUGCUGAGGACGUACUCCACCAGCAUCCGUGGCGCCCUGUCACCAUCGAUGGCUGCCAGCUCCUGGUGAAGAGCUGGUUUGGAGAGACGGCGUACCGUAUCCUGCUGACUGACAUGCAGUGUGUCUGGGAGGAGAGGAUGGAUGCAGUGGCCAUUGAGAGCCGAGCGCAGGGGCUGAACCGGCGUUUGCGAGCGUCGGUCAGAGCAUUCUUCUCCCACCUGUGUGAGGUGGCUCAGCCUUGCUUGUCAGGAGGUGGCCGAACUGGUGACAAGGCUCAAAUCUCUGUGAGACGGUGGGAGGAUGGAAACAUCACCCUGAGGCUGAAGAGCGAGCUGGCAGGGCUGCCUUUCUACUGGGAGUUCCACUGCAGCCCCGCUCCUGUUGCUCUGGUUUGCGUUCAGCUGGUGCGCCCUCUGUUGGCGAUGAGCCGCCUGCUGCAGAGGCAGGUGGAGCACCUGGAAGAUCUGCUGGUCCGGAAGGACGAAGAGAUUCAGGACUACCGGGAGAAUGGAGCCACGCUCAGCAGAGAGCGCCUGCAGACGGACAUUUUUGACAAGCAACCCUACGCAGAGGACUUCAUUGAAAAGACUCUUCCUCUGCUGUGGUCUGAACCAUCAGACGCUCUGGGCUUCAACGCCGACCUCCAGCAGCUGCACGCCACCAUCGUCGCUUACAGGAGCGCACGAAAGCGCAAGCGGCCCGAAGAGACGGGUGCUGAACAGAACCAGCCUUUGCCAGAACCAUCAGCCCAGACGUUAACUCCAGAUGGAGAUGACCCAACGAGGGACGAGGGAAAUCAAAACUCCAGCAAGCAGGUUGAACCAUCUGAGGCUAGGAGACCUGCAGCACAGACCAAGCAGCCUGCACCCAUCACAACCUGUCCUGUGGAGCGACCCACCUCCAAACCAAAGAAGAAGAAAGUGGGACUGUUCAAAUGACGACGCAGAAACAAAUUUAUUCACUCAGAGCUUCUUAUUAAGUCAAACUUCACCUCUGAUGGAAAGUUUUAGACAAUCAACUGGGUUUUAAUGGUUGUUUAGAUUAAAUUUUCUGAUGUUGCCGAGUUCCAUCAGUGAGCUCAGCUUUUAAACUUUAACCUGCUCAGAUUUUCCAUUUUUACUGUUUUAAGCCAUCAGCUGUCAUGCAGUUUUUACUUUCUGUCAAAUAAACUUGGAUUUAAACUUU